AUGGGCCCUCUCCCCUGCCUCUUCCUCGUCCUCGUGUCCUCCUCCCUGUCGCUCGCGCUCGUGCCCCGCGCCGCCGCGUACUCGGAGUACUCGUGCAACGGUACCACGGGCAACUUCACGUCCGGCAGCGCGUUCGCCGCCAACCUGGCCCGCCUCGUCGCGGCGCUGCCUGGCAACGCCUCCUCCUCCGCGUCGCUCUUCGCCUCGGCGUCCGUCGGCGCGGCCCCGGCGGACACGGCGUACGGCCUGGCGCUCUGCCGCGGCGACGUCGCGGACCCGCGGGUCUGCUCGGCGUGCCUCGCGGACGCGUUCGCCCGGCUGCGCCGCCUCUGCGGCGGUGACCGCGACGCCACGUUCUACGCCGACCUGUGCACGGCGCGGUACUCCGGCGGGGACUUCCUGGCGCGUCCCGACGACAACUCCCCCGUGAUCAACGCGCUGGACGUGAACGGGUCGACCUACUACGGGUGGGACGCCCGGAACGCGACGAGCCGGACGCUGUUCCUGUCGCUGGUGGGCACGCUGUUCUCGGAGAUGGCCAUGUACGCCGCCUACAACUCCUCGGCGGCGCGCAUGUUCGCGAGCGCCGCCAUGUACGUGAACCCGCAGCUGCCCACGGUGUACGGGUUCGUGCAGUGCACGCCGGACCUCUCGCGGGCGCAGUGCUGGGACUGCUUCCAGGUGCUCCAGGACCAGAACCGCCGCUGGUACGACGGACGCGAGGGCGGACGCAUCCUCGGCGUCCGCUGCAGCUUCCGCUACGAGGCGUACCAUUUCUUCCAAGGCAUGCCGGAGGUCAGGAUCGGCCUGAAGAGCGACCCAUCAUCUUCAUCAGCUCCGGAAAGCCAGGAAAGCAAUCACAAGGUGGUCUUAAUUGUCGCUCUCGUUGUAUCAAUCACGGUGUUCUCUGCUAUGGUUUCUGUCGGCCUUGUGAUGAUCAGAGCACGACGAAAAAGAACCGAGAAGAAGAGGAAGCCGCAGCUGGAGGCGCAAUCCCGGAACAGCUCCGCCACAGAGGAUGCGCUGAAGCUGUGGCGGAUCGAGGAGAGCAGCUCCGAGUUCACGCUGUACGACUUCCCCGAGCUGGCGGCCGCGACCGGCGGUUUCUCCGACGAGAACCUGCUCGGCAGGGGCGGCUUCGGCCCCGUCUACAAGGGGAAGAUGGCGGACGGUGCCGAGGUCGCGGUGAAGAGACUGGCAGCGCAUUCCGGGCAGGGGCUGGAGGAGUUCAAGAACGAGAUCCAGCUGAUCGCCAAGCUGCAGCACACCAACCUGGUGCGGCUCGUCGGCUGCUGCGUGCAGGAGGAGGAGAAGCUGCUCGCCUACGAGUACAUGCCCAACCGCAGCCUCAACUUCUUCAUCUUCGACCAGCAGCGGGGGCCGUUGCUGGACUGGGAGAAACGGCGGCGUAUCAUCGACGGCAUCGUGCAGGGGCUGCUCUACCUGCACAAGCACUCACGGGUGAGGAUCAUCCACCGGGACCUGAAGGCGAGCAACAUUCUGCUGGACAAGGACCUGAACCCCAAGAUCUCGGACUUCGGCAUGGCCAGGAUCUUCGGAUCCAACAUGACCGAAGCUAACACCAACAGGGUCGUCGGAACAUAUGGCUACAUGGCUCCUGAGUAUGCUUCGGAGGGCAUCUUCUCGGUGAAGUCCGACGUGUACAGCUUCGGCGUGCUGCUGCUGGAGAUCGUCAGCGGGAAGCGGAACAGCGGCCACCACCACCACUACGGCGACUUCGUCAACCUGCUCGGAUAUGCAUGGCAGCUGUGGAGGGAAGGGAGGGUGUUCGAGCUGAUCGACCCGACGCUGGGCGAGUGCGGCGACGUGGCGACCAUCGUGCGGUGCGUCAAGGUGGCGCUGCUGUGCGUGCAGGACAGCGCCGCGGACCGGCCGACCAUGGCGGACGUGACGACGAUGCUGCAGGCCACCGGACCUCUCCCGGACCCGAAGCGGCCGCCGCACUUCUCCCUCAGGGUGGCGACGGCGGCGACCAGCAGCAGCGACGACGACGGCGGGUCGGGGCUGCGGACGCGGACGCGGACGCAGUGCACCACGUCGUGCAGCACCAACGACCUCACCAUCACCUCCAUCCACGAGGGCAGGUGA
Molecule: messenger RNA, 2109 nt
Organism: Miscanthus lutarioriparius
Lineage: Eukaryota; Viridiplantae; Streptophyta; Magnoliopsida; Poales; Poaceae
Source: the annotation of a GenBank genome assembly